Apaloderma vittatum (bar-tailed trogon) is the source of this 3015-nucleotide messenger RNA. RefSeq names its product WASH complex subunit FAM21A-like. The record is from RefSeq and is a predicted model, not a curated record. Gene Ontology annotation, biological process: retrograde transport, endosome to Golgi; protein localization to endosome. Lineage: Eukaryota; Metazoa; Chordata; Aves; Trogoniformes; Trogonidae. The transcript has 21 exons. Gene Ontology annotation, cellular component: early endosome; WASH complex. Gene Ontology annotation, molecular function: phosphatidylinositol phosphate binding; retromer complex binding. The annotation marks the transcript as partial.
AGGACAGCACAGAUGAGUGAUGAAGAUGAUUAUGAUGGCUGUGAUCUCUUUGACUCUGAAAAAGAGGAAGAUGAGGAUGGAGACUUAGAUGAAAGCACAAAGCCUAGAAAGAAGAGGCCAACAUCAUUUGCAGAUGAGCUGGCAGCCCGAAUUAAAGGAGAAAUACCAGUCAAACAGGGUGAAGAGCGUUCAUCUCUGUCAUCAGAGACCAAAACAAGGAAAACCCUGAAAGAGAAGAAGGAAGUUAGAGUUCCAUCAGAUGAUGAAGAAGAUGACAUCUUCAAGCCUCCUAAGCUGACUGAUGAAGACUUCACACCAUUUGGUUCUAGGGGUGGCCUCUUCAGUGGUGGAACUGGUCUCUUUGAUGAUGAAGAGAGUGAUCUUUUUGCUGAAGCACCCAGAGGAGAGGAAUCAAAAGAAAGGGAGGAGCGAGCCUCAAUAAUUGAAGCAUCCUCUGCAAAGUCCUUAAAGAAAGUUCCUGCAGGUGCAGUAUCUCUGUUCCCAGGAGGAAGUGAUGUGUUUAGUUCCACUGUAACUGUGGAAAAAGAAAAGAAAUCUGCAGCACAGGGCACAGAGAAAACUUGUAAACAGUCUGGAAAAGUUGUUCUGUUUGAUGAUGACGAUGAUGACUUCUUUGUGGGAGCAACUAAGAAGCCUCCAGAUUCAGUCAAGUCCACAGCUGACCUGUUUGAUGAUGAUGAAGAAGGUGACUUAUUCAAGGAAAAACCUGCCAUUCCUCCUGUGGUUUCUGGCACAACUAAAGAAACACAAAGCCAUAGGGAGACAGUCAUGGAAAAAAAGAGUCAGCCAUCUUCAGGUGAGGACUUCAAGCCGUUAUCUGAAACACCUCCAAGAAAGCAGAGGGGCCUUUUCUCUGAUGAGGAGGAUUCUGAAGACUUGUUUUCAUCAAGUAAAACUGUGAAGUCCAACGCUACGUCUCUCCCCACCAGCAAGUCCAUGACAAAAGCUCCGCUCUCUCUGUUCGAUGAUGAUGAAGAGGAUCUCUUUGGUGUGGUACCUGCCAAGAAGCAAGAGGAGAAACCUCCAGAAGAGAAAGCAAAACAGUCGGAGUCACUCAAGAAAGCCUCCAGCUUGUUGUUCAGCAGUGAUGAGGAGGAACACUGGAAUAUCCCCAAGCCAGCAAAACUUCCUUCUGAAGAUGACCGAAAAGAGGACCCUGCAAAACCAGCUAGCACUGUCACUCAGGCUAAAGCUGUGAAGAAGACGAGCCUCUUUGAAGAAGAGGAUGAGGAGGAUUUAUUUGCAAUCACUAAAGAGAGCCAAAGAAAGCCACAGAAGGUAUCGUUGUUGUUUGAAGAUGAUGCUAUUAAUGGGGAAUCACUUUUCACCUCCCAAUCAACGCUACUUCCUUCAACUACUAAGGCUGCAGCGGAGAAAGUAAAACCAGCACAAGCACUGCCUUUCUUUAAUGAAGAAGAAAAGAAGGAAAAGGAAGAUCUGCUAGGUAGAGCAGCAAAGUCUAACCAGGCAGAAGAUACAUUGUGGUGUUUAGAAGAGCCCAGAGCAGUUCCUAGAGGAGCAGUGCCUAGAGGAACAGACGUUGCAGGGCAGCAAACAAAGGAAAAACCUUUUGCAGCAACAUCUUCAGAGCCAGCCAGCAGUUCAGAUCCGUUUGCAACAUCACCACCAGCUCUGGAAAAAGAUGUCAAGGCCCAAGCUAAGAAAGUCUUAAGCUUGUUUGAAGAGGAGGAAGAGGAGAGACUGGAAGAUGAUGAUGGCAUUAAAAAUGCACAUAAAGAAAUUGGUGUGACUUCUGAGAACAGUACGCGGCCCAAAAGCACUGGAGUCUUUCAAGACGAAGAGCUCCUCUUCAGUCACAAACUUCAGAAGGACAAUGAUCCAGAUGUUGACCUCUUUGCCAGUCCCAAGAAGUCAAUGUCUGCAAACCGUAUCCUGAAGCCAUCAUCUGGAGGAGGGCUUUUUGGCGAUGACGAUGAAGAUGAUCUCUUCAGUACUCCUAAAACAAACCUUCCGAAAAUAGCUGAAAAGAAAACACUUAAGGCCAGUACUGGCCCUUCCUUGGAGAGCAGUAACCUUCUAGAAAAUGCUUCAAGUGCCAAGCAAGAUGAAGCUCCAAAGUCAGUAACUACAGAGAAAUCUACAGGUCCUGUUCCCAUUAAAACCAAAGAGCCCUCAUCUCGGAUUGGAAAGCUACAAGCUAACUUAGCUAUUAACCCUGCAGCCUUACUACCUGGUGCAAUGCCUAAGGUCUCCAAUGUAAAGUCUCCCUUACCAAUUUUGGACACUCUGUUGCAUGAGUCCAAGGAUGUCCAGAAUAGUGAAGCUGUCUCAGCUGCAGGAAGCAACGAAGAACUCGGUGUAAGCUUUGAUCAGCCUAUGCAAGCGGAUACUUUGCACAGUGCCAAUAAGACCAGGAUCAAAGUUACAGGAAAACGAAGACCUCCUAGCAGAAUGGCCCGCCGUCUAGCUGCCCAAGAGUCUGAAGAAAAUGAGGAGGUGGACAGUGCUAAAGAAUCACAAUUCUCUCUACCAAAACAGAUGCCAGCAGUAGUGAACAUAAAGGAGCCUCUUGCUAUAGAAGCAGAGUCCAAAGAAAAUGGCUUUCUCUCUAGCUUGUCACUACCAGCUCACGGUAGUGUUUUACCUCCUGGGACAAACAAACUCCUUCCUCCAGAAUCCACAGACCAAGGAGAUGAUCUGUUUGAAUCAGAAGACCUUUUUGCAAGCAGCUCAACACUGAGAUCAGCUGCACCAUCAAAGUUAAAGGAGGGAAUGCCAGACAGUGUGGCUAACAAACCCAUGAAGGGCAGGGAGAAAAAGCCUGAUCUGUCUAUUCUGAGUGAUCAGGACAGCAAGGAUCUUUUCCAGCCUGCACAGCAAAAAUCUUCAACAAAACGCAGCCCUGUACCUUUUUUGGAGGAAGAGGAAGACUCUCUCUUCACCUGUCAGAAAACUGGAAAAAAGGAGUUGAAACCUGCUGUCCAGCAAGCUGUUGACCCUACAGCCCAAGAUAUCUUUGAGGUAAAUUACUGA